GCGUCUGCGCCAAUUUUUGUUUGACGCCAGUCGCUCGCAGGCAGGUGCGUGGAGCGCGCGUGCGUUAAACAACUUUGUGCAACAGCUGAUUUUGGCGCCAACGCGAUCUUACACACGAUCAAGAAAUAAAACCUACAUUUAAAAAAAAACAAGUUUUACAUUAGCAUUGUUUUAGUGUAAAGUGUACAAAGACUAAUGAAGAUGACAGUUAAUCGAAUAAGAGUUGUGGUGCUUGGCAGCGCUCGUUGCGGGAAAUCGGCCGUGGUGGUUCGUUACCUAACAAAGCGUUACAUUGGCGAAUACAGCUCCACCGGCGAUUUCCUGUAUCAGCACAGAGUUGCAUUCGAUGGCGCGACAUCCGAAGUGGAGAUUUUAGAUACUUGUGGUUGCGCGAAUCGCGGAUGUUUAGCAGAACAUCUCCGAUGGGGUGACGCUUUCGCGAUAGUGUACUCCGUCUGCGACCGGCGGUCGUUCUUGGCGGCUGCAGAGCUCCUUGCCUUGCUGGAACGGACUAGACUGCCCGGUUGCACUGCUGUGACGUUGUUAGGAAACAAGAGGGAUUUGGAACACGCGAGAGUCGUGAAAGCGGAAGAGGGUCAGGAGCUGUCGCUGCGGUUCGGGUGCCAAUUUUACGAGGUGUCGGCGGCGGAGUCGUGCGCGGGCGCGGCGCUCGCCUUCCACGCGCUGCUGCGCGAGGCGCGCGCGCUCGCGCUGCUGCUGCCCUCACCCCGGCGCAAGCUCGCUGCCUAUUCUGUUUCUAAAGUAAUCGGCUCCAUCCUUGGGCUAAGCAAUAAGAGCGUCCGGAAGAAACGUCCAUCCCUGAGCAUAUGAAGCAUUGGUGUGCACUUCGCGGAUCUUGUUCACUCCUGGUGGAGUUUGUUGAACGUCUAUGGCAGGCCUGUCUCGAUUGAGAGAUGAUAAAGGAACUGGACAGAUAAGAAAUGCCAGCGUAAGCAGAAUGCAUUGAUGGAAAACUCAGAUUGUACUUUACAAUAACAGUCCUUGAUUGUUUCAGUUUUGUUACAAUCGAAUGAACAUAAAGUAUGAUUUGAGUUAAGUUUGUCUAGUUCUCAUAGAACAAGCUUUUGAAUGAACUUGUCUUUAAUUUUAUUCAAUGUGAUAAUUUAGUUACUUACGAAAAUAAGAUUUAUAAAAGACAUUGAUUUGUGUGCUGUUUUCCAAUUGUUUGCCGAUAUUUAUUUCAAUCCGAUAUUAAACUAUAUAGGUAGAUAAUAUUAGUACCUAUUAUUCUGUUAAAUGUAGGUUUUUUAUUCAAAAACCUACUCAAUUUUGUUGACGCUAUUAUAAUAUGUAUACCUAUAUACGUUGACAAAACAAUAGCAAGACAAAACGACCUUAUGUGCUUAAGACCUUUAAACUUUUCGUUACCCGAACAAAAAAGUAAUGAUGACAUUAAAAGAUCGCUUCAGCUAUUAUGGUGACUGCAUACGUCGUAAACAAACCGUUAUCUAUACAUAUUAUAAUUGUAGACAUUUACGGAAAGUAUCAUCUCAGUUGAUUAAGAAUUAGUCAGAUCUCUGAAAGUUCUAACGGAUAUGGGGGAAAUUUAAUACUAGGAAGUAAUACACACGCGAGAAUACUUCAUAUGUGAUUUAGAUAAAGUAAAUAUUCCUGUAAAAUAAGUAUUGAACAUCAGUUUUGAUCAUUGGGACACUUAUAAAAAAAUCAACAGAGCAAGUUUUCAUUUGUUAAUUAUGUUGCAACCAAUUGCAGGACUUAUCUUCCAUUAAACAUAUUAAAUUUUACAAGGUAUCAGUGAAAUAUCAAAAUAACUCCAAGUUUUCUCUUAAAUGUUUCAAGAUUGGUGGCGUUGUUAUAGCAAGAGUAUCUUAAACGAUCAGUAGCAUGUUGUUUGAAAAGAUAAAGAAAGCAAACAAAGAGAUAGAACCUUCAUAUAUUCGUAUAAGUCUAUAACUAUUUAGAACCUACUUAUAUUAUAACAAAUACCGUCCGAACAAUAAAAUACACGCCCGCCAUCCCGUUAUUGGUACUACUUGGUUUAUGGACAACUCAUUUCUUAUUUAAGUAUUUAAUAUAUGCUACACUCAUAUUGAAGUAAGAGACGAAAAUGAGGUAAAUGAUAAAGAGUGAGUCAUUGUAGAAGUAAUUGUCGUACAUCAUAAUAAUUGUAUUGUUUUUAAAACAUCUACAUGUUUAAGUAUUUUCCAACGUAUAAAAGUGCUUAAAUUACAUGUUGGAAAUAAGACUGUCCCUGGACCAUUAUUAUAAGCGUGAAUUGAUUGUAAACACUAUUUAAAUUUACGAAGUAAAUGUGCCAUGAUAUUUUCACUCGAUAAUAAGUAGGUAUCCUAUUUAAUAAAAUUAUUUCAAUAAAA
This is a messenger RNA of Cydia pomonella (codling moth), 2357 nucleotides long. Its product is annotated as ras-related and estrogen-regulated growth inhibitor-like protein. The record is from RefSeq and is a predicted model, not a curated record. The transcript has 6 exons. Lineage: Eukaryota; Metazoa; Arthropoda; Insecta; Lepidoptera; Tortricidae. The coding region runs from base 196 to 831 and encodes 211 amino acids. Gene Ontology annotation, molecular function: GTP binding; GTPase activity.